This is a messenger RNA of Paramisgurnus dabryanus, 1537 nucleotides long. Lineage: Eukaryota; Metazoa; Chordata; Actinopteri; Cypriniformes; Cobitidae. The record is from RefSeq and is a predicted model, not a curated record.
AAAGGAAGUGUUGGCUACAAGUUAUACUUCAUGCAUAGUUAACAACUUAAGAAACAGGAAGAUAAAGUUGAGAAAUGGUCGCAUACGGGAAAGCAGCUCUAUUGUACACCAUCAUCUGGUUUUGCCUCAUUUUAGGUACUGAAUGCUUUGGUGAUGAAUACAGUAAUACCAUAAGACGUCUUUCAGUAAAGAGUGGAGGAUCAGUCACUAUCCCAUGUUAUUAUGACAGGAAAUACACACAACAGAAGAAAUACUGGUACUCAGAAACUGAUAAGUCUUACACAAACACUACAGCUGGAGAUGUGACAGUAAUUGAUGAUCCUGCUCAGAGUCUUUUUACUGUCACUAUGAGAAACCUGACGGGUCAACACAAUGGGACUUAUUAUUGUAUUGUGAAGACUGUUGAACAACCAGGAGACAUGACCACCACAGAUGACAUUUAUCUCCAUGUUCAAUCUGAUCCUGAUGUCUCUGUGAUGUCCAGCAGUGUAACUGUAGAUGAAGGUGGUAAUAUCAGUGUACAGUGUCUCUACAGCACUAAAUUUAAGGAUAAAACCAAUAAACAGUGGUGCAGAUAUAAAGACAAGAGAUGUUACACAUCCCAGGAUGCAUCAGUUAAGAUCAGUGAUGAUGGGAAUAAAUCUUUCACUGUGGUGAUGUCUGGACUGAUGAAGAGUGAUUCUGGCUGGUAUUACUGUUCUGUAGGAGAUAAACCGCCUUCUCUUGAAUAUCUACAGGUUCCUUUUCAACUUACAGUCACUGGAGCUGCAACUCCAGACACCACUGAAGGCAUCAAAACUAAAACAGAAAAUACUACAAAAAAUAUUACACAAGAAUUAAAUGAACCACAACCGAUUGCAGUGUGGCAGUGGCUUCCAGUUUCUGCCGUGUUUCUACUGCUUAUGAUUCUGGUUGGUGUUUUUAUCUGGAAAUGGAAAAGGAGAUCCGAGGAAGAUAAGAAACAUAUUAAGAUGAGGAACGACUGUGUGGUCACUGACACAGUUACCUCCACCCCUGAAGAUGUAGUGAUAUACAGCACUAUAAAUGAUGAAAAUCCAGAUAAUAAAAUGUCUCCAUCAGAUUCCAACAUAGAAACAACUUACUGUCUUGUUGAAGAUCCAUCUGGGCAUAAAGCACAGGUUCCAGAAGAUGGCACAAUUUACAGCUUUGUAGAACCUCACGACCAGAACCCAGAGGAACAAUAAGUCAUCACACUGCCUAUUUUUCUUGUUUGUUAAUUUUCUCAAAUCUCAAGACUUUUUAAACAGCUCAGCAGCUCUGCUUAAAGCGUCAUGAAACCCUGCCGUUUCAGCUCCAGUCUACCUCACUAUCAUUUUGAAAAAUGAUACUUAAAUGGUGGUGGACGCUGUGAGCCGUGAUGAGUGGGCGGGGAAACUGAUAUAAGAUAAGAUUGACUAAGAUUAGCAGUAUUACAGAAAUAAUUAAACUAAAUAUAAUAUUUUACACAUUUACUUGUGAACCGUAUCCAUGUGUGAUUAUCCUGAGCCCCAGACCCCCCUCCCCCGGCUGACCUGGC